GAACAUCAACACAAAAAAACAACAAAAAUGUCUCUGCUAACGGGAAGUGCAAAUUGCAUUAAAUAUGUUUUAUUUGCUUUCAAUUUAGUUUUUAUGCUAACUGGCAUUAUUUUAAUUGCCGUUGGUGUUGGCGUCGCUGCCAUCUACACCGAAUAUGAAGCCUUUUUGGUAUCGAAAUUCUUUUCGAUUCCCACCUUCCUGAUUGUCAUUGGCUCCUUCAUCAUUGUCAUCUCCUUCUUCGGCUGCUGGGGUGCCUUGAAAGAGAACUACUGCCUCGUCUUGACCUUCUCCGUGCUGUUGGGUAUGAUUUUCAUUUUGGAAUUGGCCGCCGGUAUUAGUGGUUAUGUUUUGCGUUCGGAUGCCGAAUCCCUGAUUAAGGUUACCCUAACCGACUCGAUGAAGGAAUACAAUUCGAAUCACACCAAUGAUGUUACCAUCCUGUGGGAUUAUGUUCAAAGGACUUUCACCUGUUGUGGUGUGGAAAGUUACAAAGAUUGGGAUCCCAUUCUGAAGGGUGAAUUGCCUUUGUCCUGUUGCCGCACUCCCGUCGGCCAUGUUGGCGCCUUCACCUGUACCACCAACAAUGAAGAUGUCAAUCGUUACAGUUUGGGCUGCUUGAGUGAAUUCUCCAAUUACAUUGCUGCCCAUGCUGUGAGCUUGGGCGCCGCCGGUGUUGUCAUUGCCAUCAUACAGUUCUUUGGUGUCUUGUUUGCCUGCUACAUUGCCCGUGAAAUCAAAAUACGCAAUGGCAUUACCGGUUUUAUGGGUUAAGAAGUCCUCAUAAGGAAGGUAGAAGAAGAAGA
Molecule: messenger RNA, 803 nt
Organism: Musca vetustissima
Lineage: Eukaryota; Metazoa; Arthropoda; Insecta; Diptera; Muscidae
Product: CD63 antigen
Exons: 4
Coding region: 28-771 (247 amino acids)
Cellular component (GO): membrane
Source: RefSeq, a predicted model, not a curated record